AUGGCCAUCCACGACCAGGAUGGUGUCGAGGGUGCCAUCUUAACCCGUCUCGAUGUCCGUCAGCAAGAUCCAGACUAUCUCACAGCGUCCGAUGAUGAAGACGCAUCUGAAUCGCGAACCUCAGGCCGCGGCGGUAACCCGUACCGAGACGCGAACAAGGCCGCUCUAACUGAUUAUGUCCUUGCCCAUGCCAGCGACAAUUUCGACAAUGACUCUGCAUCUUCCACCAAAGCCAAAACCCAAGGCCCGGACAGCAUCAUUGACCAGGCACGCGAAUACCAGCAAGAACUGUUCGAACGAGCAAAGGAAGAGAACACUAUCGCCGUGCUUGACACCGGUAGUGGGAAGACAUUGAUCGCCGCCUUAUUGAUCCGCCAUUUCCUGCAACAAGAGCUCAUCGACCGCAGCCAGGGCAGACCAUCCAAAAUCAUCUUCUUCCUUGUCAACAGUGUCCCUCUUGCCAACCAACAGGCACGAUUUCUGAACAAUAAUCUGCCCCACGAUGUCAUCGCUCUCUACGGGGAUUCGAGUGAUGACCUGUGGAAGAAGGCGGAAUGGGACAAGAUCCAUGCCAGCACCAAUGUCAUCGUUUGUACAGCCCCUGUCCUGGAGCAAUGUCUGAUGCACAAAUACCUGGACAUGGGUCAGAUAUCACUGAUCGUGUUUGACGAAGCCCACCAUUGUAAGAAGAACCAUCCAUACUCGAAAAUUAUGCGAGAUUAUUAUCUCAAAUGGAAAGACACCAGACCUCGCAUAUUCGGCAUGACCGCUUCACCUGCAGAUGAGUCCAGGCGUGAUAUCACUCAAGUGGUCGCCGACCUUGAAUCGAUGCUGCAGAGCAAGAUAGCCACAACCCACGACCUGUCAGUUUUCGAUUUCGCUCCGAGGCCGCGGGAUGAAAUCUGGACGUUUCCGCCACUUCUAGGGGAGUUUGAUACAGACCUACAUGCUCAACUGCGUCCGUUGUGUGGCUUUGUUGAAGACCUCAAACAACACUUUGAUUUCUCGCGCGCCGCAUCCGGUCAGCUGGGGUCCUGGGCAGCUAAUAGAGUGUGGAAACACGCUCUCCCAACCUCGGAAUAUGGAGCUACCGGUAUCAUCACAAAGCUCGAGCGGAGCUCUGCGUAUAUCCAGGGAACGGACAAUGACAGCCGAGAGGCGGCGUUAAAGUCUGUUCGCGAAGCCAUUGCUGUCAUUCAGAAACACGACUUCAGCUACCUCUGUCUGGACAAGCAUCAGGAACUGUCCUCCAAAGUAAAAUGUCUUUACGACCGGCUCAAGCAAUGCUACUCAAUGUUCCCUACCACCAGAGCAAUCGUCUUUGUUGAGCAGAGGUUAACGGCAUUCGUUCUUUAUGACCUUUUCGAAAUGUUGAAUCUGCCGAACCUACGACCAGGUGUCCUCGUCGGUCGUGGUCAGAGGGGCGGAGAGUCGAAUUCGUGGAAAAAUCAAGAAGCCGCUUUGGAAGACUUUCGAACUGGAAUCAUCAACAUUAUGUUUGCUACGAGUGUUGCCGAAGAAGGCAUCGACAUCCCCCAAUGUAACCUGGUGGUCAGGUUUGACUUGUACAAAACACCCAUUCAAUACAUGCAAAGUCGGGGCCGUGCUCGAAUGAAAGGGUCUGUUUAUGCACAUAUGAAGGAAGAGGGCAAUCAAGGUCAUCAAUCCCUUAUCGACUAUGUCAUUGCUCAAGAUGAGUACAUCAGAAUGUUCUGUCAACAACUCCCACCAGAUAGGCUGCUGGGUCAAGGAACACGAUUAAGGCAAAUCAUGGCUCGUGACAUGAGCUGUCAGACCUUCAAGACGUCGUCCGGAGUUGUCGCAAAUUACAGCAACUCACUCAUCCUGUUGAAUCGGUAUGCGGAGUCGUUGAGGAAGAUUGGAGCAACAUCUGCGGAAGUGUAUGAAGAGACAAUAGAUGUGGAAGAGAACAUGUUCAGGUACAAAGUUAUCCUUCCGGUCACAGAUGAUGAACGCACCGCGGCCGUCAGAGGUGCUCGAGGGCAUCUCCGAACGAACAAGAUAUUGGCAAAACGCUCCGCGGCCUGGCACUGUUGUUACAAGUUACGCAAAGCACGCCUCUUGGACGAGAAUCUGGAUAGUAUUUUUGUCAAGGUUAAGCCGAAGAAUUCGAAUGCUCGACUCGCCGUAUCGGAGAAGAAGGAUGAUUAUGACAAGAAGCUCAAGCCGGAUUUCUGGGUGGACAGCGGUGCUGGUUCCUGUGAGCUGCCGGCAGAACUGUUUGUCACCCACAUCCAGCUUGAACCUCAGUCACCGCCAUGGAAUACAGACGGCUUGUUGCUGCUGACGCGAUCGCCGCUCCCACAAAUAAACCCCUUCCCCGUCUUUGUGGACGACAACGUCGAGAAACAAAUCAUCUUCAAGCGCCUUGACCAGGCGGUUGCGGUUUCCCCAGACCUGGUUGAGGCGCUGACGAAGUUUACACUCAAUGGAGUGUUUGAAGAUAUUUUCAACAAGACGUAUGCCCCUGUCUCCACGUCUAUGAGCUACUGGUUAGCCCCUCCACUCAAGGGAUAUUUGACUGGGAGUCAGCGCUUUGAGGAUAUUGUUCACAUGACCGAGCUCCUGGUUGCUAGCUCAUCGGAACGGCAACGAUGGGCCCCGGCAGAAACUCAUGAUGCGACGCUCAGGAACGCUGGGAGAUGGUGUAACGCAUUCCUCGUUGAUCCUGGUAGUGGAAGGUUCCACUAUUUCACCAAAGGUAUUGUUGCGGGAAAAUCCAUAUGGGAUGCACCACCAGAAACAGUGCAGGGCGUUCAGAAGAAACAUAAAGACAGCAUUAUCGAGUUCUCCGACAGUACUUGGCGCAAGAAGUCGAAGGAUUUGGCCUCAUCGGCCGGCAAGUAUGAUCCGAACCAACCUGUUAUCCAAGCCCAAAUGAUCAUCUCAGGACGCAACUACCUAGAAAAAUAUCCCAGGGAAAACCAGCGCACUGCUAUGUGUCUGAUUGCACCGCAGCCGCUCGAGAUUGCUCGAGUCUCGUCUCCAGUGGCACGAGCUUGUCAAAUGUGGCCCUCUAUCCUGCACAGAUUAGAAGCCUACCUCAUUGUCGGCGAGGCGUUCAACAAACUUGAUCUACGCGAAGUACCCUACCACCUCGCCUUGGAAGCUUUCACGAAAGACAACAGUCCCGAUGCAGAAAUCGGCGAGGUGUCACCUGACAAUACUACAACCGGCGAUGUGCCAUCCGAUGGGAGUCCAACACUGAACUAUGAACGACUAGAGUUCAUCGGCGACUCGCUCCUGAAGAUGAUGACGACCAUCACGGUGUUCAACCGUACCACGUGCAACGAAGAAGGAAUGCACUGCAAGCGUAUGGAAAUGCUAUCCAACAACCGACUGUUUUCCGUGGCUUCUUCACCACGUUACGAGCUUUAUCGCUACAUCCGUGCAGGAUCUGAAGACCAUUGGCGUGACACGUGGUACCCGGAAUUCUUGGAACUGAAGAGAGGCCGAGUCAUCAAGUUGACAGACAAACACCGCAAACAUGCGUUAGGAAAGAAGACGAUAGCAGAUGUUUGCGAAGCCACAAUUGGCGCUUGUAUCAUGACGACCCAACAUUUACCGACGGAGGAGAAGCUCGAUCUUGGGAUCAAGGCAAUCACCAAACUGGUGGAAGACGAAGACCAUGCGAUUACUUCGUGGAAAGAGAUCGCGCCCAUGUACAGACCGCCGAAAUGGAUAAUGGCAAUGAACGACCCGGUGGCAAAUGACCUAGCAAGAAAGAUGUGCGAGAUUACUGGAUACCGGUUCAAGAAUCCAUGCCUGUUGCGCUCGGCCUUCACCCAUUCCUCAGACCAAAACUCUCCAGUACCGGAUCUUCAACGACUCGAGUUCUUGGGGGACGCUUGUCUCGACUGGGUUUGUAUCUGGUGGUUAUUCUCCACUAAUCCGACGCGCAAUCCGCAAUGGUUGACCGAACACAAAAUGGCAAUGGUGUCGAACAAAUUCCUCGCGGCCCUCGCAGUUACUCUGGGCUUCAAUAAACUGAUCUACGCGUCGGGGCCAGCACUAUACGCGGAAAUUGGGAAUUACGCGGCCAAGGUCCAAGAAGCGUACACGGAGGAAGGAGUCAAGCCUGAUUUCUGGACACGGGUUUCUUCUGGCUCGUCCCCGCCGAAAGCACUGGCAGAUUUGGUCGAGAGCUACCUGGGUGCGGUGCUAGUAGAUUCGGGGUUCGAUUUCCGCCAGAUCGAGACGUUCUUUGAAAACCAUGUCAAAUGGUUCUUUGAGGACAUUGAGGCCUACGACACGUUUGCCCACCGACAUCCCACGACUUAUUUGUUCCGGCUGUUGAGGGAAGGAUUCCGAUGCGUCAAGAGCGAGCCCGUGGUCAUAGUCAAGCCCGUGCAGCCCACCACGUCGUCAUCGCACCACCACCGGCGUGACGGUGACGGUGACGACGAGGACAGCGAGGGCGGCGAUGAUGCGAUUUCCGGCUCCCUGGUGUAUGUGGCUUGGUUCGUUCACGGACGCAGGGUGGCAGUCAGCCAGGGUCAAGGGGCCAAGUAUGCCAAAGUCCGGGCGAGCAAGUCGGCGUUGAAGAUCUUGGGCAAGUUGAAGGUCGACGAGUUCCGCAAGGAAUGGGGAUGUGAUUGUGGACAGAGGAAGGCCGAUUCGUGA
Messenger RNA from Capronia epimyces CBS 606.96, 4644 nucleotides. RefSeq lists its product as uncharacterized. Bases 1 to 4644 code for a protein of 1547 amino acids. Gene Ontology annotation, biological process: siRNA processing. The transcript has a single exon. Gene Ontology annotation, molecular function: ribonuclease III activity; ATP binding; DNA binding. The record is from RefSeq and is a predicted model, not a curated record. NCBI's taxonomy places the organism in Eukaryota, Fungi, Ascomycota, Eurotiomycetes, Chaetothyriales, Herpotrichiellaceae. Gene Ontology annotation, cellular component: nucleus; RISC complex; cytoplasm.